Sycon ciliatum is the source of this 1011-nucleotide messenger RNA. RefSeq names its product alpha-(1,3)-fucosyltransferase 11-like. The transcript has a single exon. NCBI's taxonomy places the organism in Eukaryota, Metazoa, Porifera, Calcarea, Leucosolenida, Sycettidae. Bases 1 to 1011 code for a protein of 336 amino acids. Gene Ontology annotation, molecular function: alpha-(1->3)-fucosyltransferase activity. Gene Ontology annotation, cellular component: membrane. The record is from RefSeq and is a predicted model, not a curated record.
AUGAAAGUGGUCGAGCCUGCUGGGCGGGUGUCUCGCGGCGUCCUCGCCGAUAUAGGGCGCAAUCGCCGCAGACGGCCGAACGCGUCGCCCAUGGGUCGCCAGUAUUCUACUGAAACCGAACUAGCCAAGGUGUCAGCAGUAUGGGGAUAUGAAGGUGCUACAUACGCAUGGCCUCGAUCUGUCAUGCUGUAUGCACAGUGCCGUCAUCACGGCAAAGUGGACGUUUCCUGCAAGCCGCGCAAGCAGUUUCUCGUGCUCCUCUGGGACGAGCGUUACUGGAGCUUUGCGAACGACUACCCCUUCUCCGUGCGUCCCCCCGGCGACGGCUUGUUGCAUUUCGGCUGCUAUGACGGCGUUGACAUGGUGUACACGACGAACAGAACUAAGCUGGCGGUCGCCGACAUUGUGGACUUCCACCCACGCUACAACAAACGCAUGCCCAAGAGAGGACACCCGCACCAAGCGUUCAUGAUGAGCAGUGGCGAGCCGCCAUACCUGGUCGGCUUCCGGCCGCUGCUCAUGAAAGACGUGAACUUGCUGAGGUCGUUUUCGCGCAGCAGCGACAUACAGCAGGCUCUCACUGAGCCUGGUGAAUGCUUCUGCAAGAAGUAUGUCCAGCCGCUGAAGGUCCCUUUUGAGAAUAGGCACCGCGUGCGGGUGUCUGCGCUCGUCAGCAACUGCAUUUUCCAUGGCGCCGUCGCCCGUAAGAAACUGCUCCAGUACUUGAUGAGCACGAUCCAGGUGCAUAGCAUGGGCGGCUGUUUUCAUAACCACGCCAUGCCAACUGGGCAGAGUGUCAACGCCGUGCUGGGCCAGUACUUGUUCAACUUUGCCGUGGAGAACUCUAUUUGCCUGGACUACAUCACGAAGAAGUUCCACCAGGCGCCGGUCGCAGGCACAGUACCCAUAUUACUGACCCUGGAUAACAUGCCCGGGUAUGAGUUUGUGGCGCCCAUUGGGACACUACUACGUGGAUAUAUCUCGCUACACGAGCAUACAGGAUGCUGUUAG